Messenger RNA from Darwinula stevensoni, 438 nucleotides. The record is from the annotation of a GenBank genome assembly. Lineage: Eukaryota; Metazoa; Arthropoda; Ostracoda; Podocopida; Darwinulidae.
CCGUCAAAAAGCGAUUCGCCUCCUCCCAGCCUGUUCGAGACGUCGCAGUCCCUCUUCUGGGCCACGUUCGGCCUCGUGGACCUCUACAACUUCGAGCUGACGGGGAUCAAGGGCUACACCCGCUUCUGGAGCAUGCUCAUGUUUGGCGGGUAUUCCGUCAUCAACGUCGUCGUGCUCCUCAACCUCCUCAUCGCCAUGAUGUCCAACUCGUACUCCACCAUUUUCGCUCGGUCGGACACGGAGUGGAAAUUCGCGAGGAGCAAGUUGUGGAUGAGUUAUUUCGAGGAGGGGGGGACGGUCCCGCCGCCGUUCAAUCUCAUCCCGACGCCCAAGACGAUCUGUGGGCUCUUUUGCCCCAAGAAGGGAUGGGCUCGAGACUCUGUCAAGAAGUCCUUCGUCGUCGACAGAGAGAGAAAUCACAUGGUGGGCUGUUAUUAA